Messenger RNA from Mollisia scopiformis, 950 nucleotides. RefSeq lists its product as uncharacterized. Bases 248 to 775 code for a protein of 175 amino acids. Lineage: Eukaryota; Fungi; Ascomycota; Leotiomycetes; Helotiales; Mollisiaceae. The transcript has 4 exons. The record is from RefSeq and is a predicted model, not a curated record.
CACCGUUUCGGGACUAACUCCGGUAUGGACUUUACAUGUGAAUAACCACCUCCGAUUGGACUACAGUAACGUCGACGAAGUCAAGCUGAUGUUAUAUUGGUUUGAUCCUUUUCUACCUAUAUGUCCUUCAUGCAUGGUGUCACCCGAAUUGAGGCAAGAGAUAAGAAAGACGAUGGUAUUGUUCUUUGGGAGUAGAGGAUCGUUGGUAUCGUCACAAACGCAGGCUAUCCGUCGGACAUACUGCAAAAUGCCAAUACCAAGCGUAGCCCACAUUGAUGCCGAGUGGCCAAGAAAAGAGGCCAGUCCGACCAGCAAAGAGUAUCGACCCUGGAACGUCAAGCCUGGGAUAGGAUGGCGACAACUUAAUUGGUGGUACUGGCAAGUUCGUAAACAAUUGUUUCGCGAGCGUGGGUCAACAAGUACAGACAAAUUCCUGAGGACAUUUCCUCGCGAAGAUCGUGAAUCUUUCGGGCUUUUUGGACCAAAGGUUCCCAAGGAACCUAGAUUUUACGGAUCGAUUCUACACGAAAUAGAUUACUCAGAAUUCCCAUGCUAUCGGGACAGGAUUCAGACACUUCGACUUUACAUGGACAAUGCCAAACCUAGAGGGCUUAAAGGUCUGCUCAAAGACAAGCGAGAUACUGUCGGUUACUAUACUUUUUGGGGCACCCUAGGAGUUGGUGUCACUGCUAUAUUCCUGUCAGUCGCAAGUUUUGCGGUCUCAGUAUAUCAGGCAUGGGCGGCUUCGAAAUCGAUCCCACAAUCCAACGCAUAAAAUCGUUUCAAUUCAGGAGCUGUUAUCAUGCUUCGAGAAGGAUACGACUGAAUGCCAAGAUUACGAGCAUGAAAAGGUUGGGCGAAAGGUUUCUUUGGGGCGUACUAAAAAUGGUCAAAAUUGAUUGCAAUCACUCCGUUUCGCUCUUUGUCAGCUCCAACAUGUGUCUCCUCGG